AUGGAUGCUCCUAAUUCUCACUAUGUUCCUAAACCACCCUGGGCUCCACAAACAAUUAAAUUUCACACAGACACUCUUCCAACCUCUAAAGCACUCUGCACAAAAGAGAUUUUGAAUAAUGUAAGGCAUCUCAUAGACUCUCUACAUCAGCCACAAAACCUCAUCUUCACGGACGGAUCUAUUGACCAAUCCUCAGGCAAGGCUGGUGCAGCAAUGGUAACGGACACCACAUCCAUAGCUCACCGACUUUCCAACGGCGCCUCCAUACUUCAGGCAGAACUAUAUGCCAUUAAACUAGCCCUCACGUAUGCUCUCACCACCGAGCACACAAUUAUCCACAUACUAACAGACUCCCUCUCAGCAGUAUAUGCCCUACAGAAAACUCACCAUCUUGACAAUGUACAUUUACUCACCACCAUCCUCUUUAAAUUAACUCAACUUGAAAAUCAAGGCAAAUCCAUCACCUUCCGCUGGAUUCCAAGUCACGUCAACAUUCUUGGAAAUGACCAGGCAGAUCUUGCCGCCAAACAGAGCCUCAGCCAAGAUCACACCACUCACGUCUCUACAAGCCUAAGUCAGCUAAAAAGAACCUUACGUAAGACCACAUUUGAAGUUCUACACAUUGAACAUCGGGCUUGGGUACACGCUGGCUCUCCCUCUGCCCUGUGGUACAAGCUGGUCACUGACUACAACCCACCCUUUGCCACUGCGACUAGCCGCCAAUCUGCAGCCAUAUUCCACAGACUGCGGAUGGGUUACCGCUGCAAUUGGGAGAUAGAUCUCAGAACACCUAAAGCAUGCCAGCACUGUGACACUGUCACAAAUGAACCACUGCUCCACUAUAUUUUAGACUGUACACAUAUUCGUCAUCUACGUUCCCCAACCUACAUCAGCAGCGAUAGAAGAGACCACAGUGAAAACCUCAGGCUAGCUGCAAACUGUCUCAGGGAGAUGUUUGAAACACCAGAUGCCUUUACAGCCAAUCCACCACCAAGAUAA
Messenger RNA from Penaeus vannamei (Pacific white shrimp), 999 nucleotides. RefSeq lists its product as uncharacterized. Lineage: Eukaryota; Metazoa; Arthropoda; Malacostraca; Decapoda; Penaeidae. Gene Ontology annotation, molecular function: RNA-DNA hybrid ribonuclease activity; nucleic acid binding. The record is from RefSeq and is a predicted model, not a curated record.